Messenger RNA from Capsicum annuum, 1256 nucleotides. Its product is annotated as partner of Y14 and mago. Lineage: Eukaryota; Viridiplantae; Streptophyta; Magnoliopsida; Solanales; Solanaceae. Gene Ontology annotation, molecular function: RNA binding. The record is from RefSeq and is a predicted model, not a curated record. Gene Ontology annotation, biological process: exon-exon junction complex disassembly. Bases 152 to 880 code for a protein of 242 amino acids. The transcript has 4 exons. Gene Ontology annotation, cellular component: cytoplasm; exon-exon junction complex.
CAAAACAAGUAGAAACCCGGCCCGUCUAGCACAAACUUCGAGGGACUCGACUAACUCUAAUCUGACACUGAACACACUGCUGCUAAUUGCUAAUAGCAAUUAAUUAUGAUGAUUAGAAAUUUAAAAAAGAAAAUCAAAAUAUGAUGAAUUGAUGAAAGCAAUUUCUCAUUUCCAAUCUGUAAAAAUCAUCAAAGUAGCAAUGGCGAGCAGUACAAGGAGAGGAGAAGAGGAAGCGAAACAAUUGGCAGCUGAGCUAAGCAAAACCCUAAAAGAAGGAGAAAGAAUAUUAGCACCAACACGACGACCCGACGGAACCCUACGUAAACCUAUUCGAAUUAGAGCUGGUUAUGUCCCUCAAGAUGAAGUCGCUAUUUACCAAUCUAAAGGCGCUCUUUGGAAGAAGGAAAUGGCGUCAUUGCAGGAUGUUCCGCCGGGUUAUGAUCCGGUGAUGGAUGAGAAACCUAAGUCUAAAGCUGCUAAGCGGAAUGAAAGGAAGAAGGAAAAGCGUCAACAGGCUGCCAUUGAAAAGGGUAAGAAUCCAGAGAAUGAUGAAGUCUCAUCUGCUGAAAAUUCAGCUGACGUUCCAGAUCAGGUUGAGUCAGUUAUUUCCCAGAUAAACAAUCUUGCCAUAUCUGCAAAUCCUGUUGUCCCUCCUUCAAAUUCAACCGAGUCUUCUGCCAUGGGAGAUGGUUUGCAGGACAUUGACAAAAAGAUCCGAGCUCUGAAGAAAAAGAUCCGGCUGACAGAAGCUCAACAGCAGAAGACCGAAGAGAAGGACAUGAAGCCAGAGCAUCUGGAAAAAAUGGCUAAGCUGGAAAGCUGGCGAAAAGAGUUGAAGCUUUUGGAGGAUAAAAAGGCUGCAUUGGAAGCAGCAUCAUGAAUUUUAGGCUGAAGAAACACAGUUUAAAGCUACGCUAGCCUGGUGGGAUUUUACUGCUGCAUCAAUAUAUUCAUCACGGCCAGAUUUUGUUAAUGGAACGGUGUAUUUUUGUACCUUGUGCACUAGCUAGGGAAAAACAAAGUAGGGUCUAAUUUAUGGUAUUUUUCAGGUAGUACUCCAAUUUUUUCAGACAUAGCUGCGGCUUGAUCUGAUUUGUCCUUGAUUUCUAAAGACCUCGAAACUAGCUGUCGAAACACCAUUUACAAUAUUAGGCUUGUGACAUGGAUGUUUCGUGAAUAUUAGUUAUUUGGACAUUUGAAGGUGUAGUCCCAAAAAACUCGUUGACGCUGUAGUUGGAAGGUUAAUGUUCUCUGGA